UGGCUGUGGAAUAGAUUGCGGCCAGCAGGCCAAACGAACGAUUAAAAACGAAUCAUGAUUCUCGAGUCGUUCAAAAAGAACGAAUCGUUCCCGAACUGCCCAUCACUCGUACCCCCGCCCUUCUCUCUUUUCUUUUCAUUUUGCGCCCUCAUCAUCCAGACAGACCCGUUUGUGCAGCGAAACCACAUACAAGAGGAAGGUAUUCUCUCCACAUCUGUGCAUUGUAUUGUUAUUUCAUUAUAUAAUUAUCGUCAUAUAACAGUUAAGAGUCAAGACAUCAACACGUUUGAUCGAAAACAGAGUAACAUUUUACGGAAACCACCAAGCUCCUCCAAUAUCCUGUCUUCCAGACACAUACUAAACCACCACCACAAACACACCACCCAUCACCCUUAUCAUGCAGACAGUCUAGGUCUGUUUCCCUGGCUGUGACCCACCCGAGGCUGAGGCAGCUUCUCCUACAGAGCUCCACACCCCCAGGGGGACCCCCACAGAGAUGGCUGAUUCAGACCCCUCGUCCCCCUCCGAUCCCCCACGGCCACUGAGCUCCCCCCGCACCCCUCUCUCCCUUUCAUUCCCCUUCCUCAGGGAGGGAAGUCGGGUGUGGGAGAGGGAAAGGAAACCCCCCCUGAUGCCAGGCGAGCUGCCAAGCCCUCUGCCCACCAAACGCACCCGCACAUACUCCGCUACGGUGCGGGCCAGAUCAGGCCCAGUGUAUAAGGGUGUGUGUAAGACCUUCUACAGGUCCCAGGGUCAUGGCUUUAUAAAGCCCUCCAACGGUGGAGAGGACAUCUUUGUACACAUCUCUGAUAUCGAUGGAGAAUACGUGCCCAUGGAAGGUGACGAGGUCACGUACAAAGUCUGUUCCAUCCCCCCCAAGAACCAGAAGAUCCAGGCGAUGGAGGUUGUCAUCACCCACUUGGCCCCAGGAACCAAGCAUGAGACCUGGUCUGGACAGAUCAUCAGCUCCUAGACCUCCACCUGCAUCUGCAAAGAGGCAGUAUGGUGGAGGGUGGGGGUUGGGAGGGAAGGUGGGAAGGAGCCUGGAGAGGUAAAGGGGGAGGAGGGAGAAGUGGAGUCCAGGGUAGGGAGAUAAGGUGGGGGAGGUAGGAGCCUAGAGGUAAAGGGGAGGAAGGAGGAAGUAAACAAGCACAGGGAGCAGUGGAAGGAGUGAUUAUGUGAAGGUGUAACCCUGAGGGUUGGAAUGUGGUAAUAUAAGGCUUAAGACAGCGUUAAGUAGGUUUCAGUUGGAAUGUGAAUGAGGAAAAGUUAAAUAUUUAAGUUAGGAAAAGGGUCCAGGUUAAAUUGGAUUAAAGGUUGAUGGUUUUUUAAAGAUUAUUUAAGAUGGCAGGAGUCUAGUACGUUUUAAUAAGACACUGCUGUAAGGAAAACUGUGAAACAAAGAGCAACAAACCUUCCUAAAUUAUGUUGUUUUUAUUCAUACUUUGAUUUAUUUAUUUAAUUUUUAUUCGUUAUGACAAGUGAGGUAGAUAUUGUUAAGAUUAUACAUUUGUGUUUUAAUGCCAAUAUAUGCCUGGUCUAACCCAUCGCACAAUUCACUCUGAUGAUACUGCCCUGGUAACGCCCACUCCUUCAGUCUAAUGUUGACCAAUGACAAUUUAUUAAUCUUUGUAACAGAGUUAUUGAUGAUUACUAUAUGAGGUUCAAAACUCCUUUUUUUAAAUCAUUAAAACACAUGUUAUCCAUAGUUAUAGACAAGAAAUGAACAUGUACUGUUGUCAAUAGUCUCCUUUCAUCAUGCAGUUUUAGUCUUUUGUAAGCAUAAUUAGGUUUAUAUGCAUUGUUAAUACCAUGUUUUAUUUAUUGUGACUAAAUUAUAUAGUACUAUGUCUCUUCUUAUUUUGGGGAACUGUUUGAAGUUUCAUUGUGUUCUAGAGCACUUUUUACGUCGAUUCACUGUGACUAGCGUGUUGUCAUUAGGAUAAAAAGUUACUACUGUAUUAUUCACA
Oncorhynchus tshawytscha (Chinook salmon) is the source of this 1970-nucleotide messenger RNA. RefSeq names its product cold shock domain containing C2, RNA binding a (gene csdc2a). Gene Ontology annotation, cellular component: cytoplasm. NCBI's taxonomy places the organism in Eukaryota, Metazoa, Chordata, Actinopteri, Salmoniformes, Salmonidae. The record is from RefSeq and is a predicted model, not a curated record. Gene Ontology annotation, molecular function: mRNA 3'-UTR binding. The coding region runs from base 497 to 973 and encodes 158 amino acids. The transcript is spliced from 4 exons. Gene Ontology annotation, biological process: regulation of mRNA stability.